Poecilia latipinna (sailfin molly) is the source of this 2660-nucleotide messenger RNA. Its product is annotated as extracellular calcium-sensing receptor-like. Gene Ontology annotation, cellular component: plasma membrane. Lineage: Eukaryota; Metazoa; Chordata; Actinopteri; Cyprinodontiformes; Poeciliidae. The coding region runs from base 32 to 2650 and encodes 872 amino acids. The transcript has 8 exons. The record is from RefSeq and is a predicted model, not a curated record. Gene Ontology annotation, molecular function: G protein-coupled receptor activity. Gene Ontology annotation, biological process: G protein-coupled receptor signaling pathway.
AGAGAGAGAGAGAGAUUAGAGCACUUGAGGAAUGGAAAUCUGGAGAUCAGCUUUACGUUUAUUGGAGCUGAUGGCAGUAGUUGUCUCCGGUGGGUUUCUGGAUGGUUUGAAAAACCGGAGUGGACUCGCAGAGGCUGGAAGUGGUGCCAGCACUGAGACUCCAUCGGUAGAAUGUACCCUGCAGGGUACGCCUCGUUCACCCGUCUACUCAGCAGACGGGGACUUUAUCAUUGGAGGUGUUUUCUCUAUUCAUUACCAACUUUACACAGUGAUCUAUAAUUACACCACCAAGCCUGAGCCUCCAAGGUGCGCAGGGAGUAUUGAUGCCCGGGAACUGCGCUUCUCUCGUUCAAUGAUCUUUGCCAUCGAAGAGAUAAACAAUCGCAUGGAUCUACUGCCAGGCAUCAAACUCGGAUAUCAGAUCUACGAUUCGUGUGCGUCUGUCCCCGUUGCUGUUCACGUGGCGUUUCAGCUGUCAAACGGCCAGGACCCCGUGUUUCAUAAAGGCGCCAACUGUUCUCAGUCCGGCGUGGUGAUGGCUGCUGUUGGUGAAUCUGGAUCUACGCCAUCCAUCAGCAUGUCACGCAUCAUGGGCUCUUUUAACAUCCCUCAAGUGAGCCACUACGCCACUUGUGCCUGUCUAUCAGAUAAGCAACAAUACCCAAAUUUCUUCAGAACAAUACCCAGUGACCAGUUCCAAGCUGACGCCCUGGCCAAGCUGGUGAAACACUUUGGCUGGACUUGGAUAGGAGCCGUCCACUCAGACUCGGACUAUGGAAAUAGUGGCAUGGCGUCUUUUCUUGAAGCAGCUCUCAGAGAGGGGAUCUGUGUGGAGUACACUGAAUCUUUCUUUAGAACUGACCCAGGCAGCAAGAUCCAAAGAGUCGCCGAUGCCGUCCGCAGGUCAACAGCCAUGGUUGUUGUGGCAUUUAUUGCUUCUGGAGACAUGAGGGUCCUGCUGGAGGAGCUGGAUCGCGCUCCUCCACCACCUCGCCAGUGGAUUGGCAGUGAGUCCUGGGUGACCGACACUUUCAUGGUCAGAUACAGUUUCUGUGCAGGAGCCAUCGGAGUUGCUAUCCCGCAGUCUGUCAUCCCGGGCCUGAGAGACUUCCUCCUGGGUCUCUCUCCGUCAGAAGUGGCUGCCUCCCCACUGCUUACUGAGUUCUGGGAGGAUGCAUUCAACUGCAGCCUGACAAAAAAUCCUGCAGCAAACAAGGGCGUGUGUGACGGAACUGAAGACCUAAAACAGCUGAAGAACCCGUACACCGAAACAUCUCAGCUGAGAGUGACUAACAUGGUGUACAAAGCUGCUUAUGCUGUAGCGCAUGCUUUUCACAAUGCACUGUGUCGGAAAACAAACACCACCAUUCAGUGUGACAAAUUCAUCAAUCUGAAUGCAAGUCAGAUUUUUUCCGAAAUGAAGAAAGUAAAUUUUUCUCAAAAUGGUUACCAUGUCUCGUUUGAUGCUAAUGGGGAACCUGUAGCUGCGUAUGAGGUGGUCAACUGGCAAACAACUGAGAGUGGAGGCACUGAGGUAGUGACUGUGGGUUAUUAUGAUGCAUCACUGCCAGGAGGACAGCAGUUCCAGAUCAAUAGGAACAUAACGUGGAUGGGGGGUGGAUCACAAGUACCAGUCUCCGUUUGCUCAGAGAGUUGUCCUCCAGGAACUCGUAAAGUGUUGCAGAAAGGAAAACCAAUCUGCUGCUAUGACUGUGUACCAUGUCCUGAAGGAGAGAUCAGUAAUAUGACAGACUCGCCUGAUUGCUUGCCAUGUACCAGAGAGUUCUGGUCAAAUGCAAAGAGAGAUGCUUGCAUCCCCAAACCUGUGGAGUUUCUAUCCUUCGAUGAAGUCCUGUCAAUCAUCCUGGCUGCAUUCUCAGUCAGUGGAGCCUGCCUGGCCAUCAUUACAGCAGUGAUUUUCUUCUUUCACAGGGCAACACCAAUUGUCAGAGCCAACAACUCUGAGCUGAGCUUCCUGCUGCUCUUCUCUCUGACUCUGUGUUUCUUAUGUUCACUAACUUUCAUUGGAGCCCCCUCUGAGUGGUCCUGCAUGCUGCGGCACACAGCGUUUGGCAUCACAUUUGUUCUCUGUAUCUCCUGUGUUCUUGGCAAAACUAUAGUGGUUCUAAUGGCCUUUAAAGCCACACUUCCUGGUAGUAAUGCUAUGAAAUGGUUUGGUCCUCCACAGCAAAGAAUGACUGUAGUGUCUUUUACAUUUAUUCAGGUUAUAAUAUGUAUCAUAUGGUUGGUUGUGAGUCCUCCCUUCCCAGUGAAAAAUCUGAGCACCUACAAGGAGAAGAUCAUCCUGGAAUGUGCGUUAGGCUCUGCUGUUGGUUUCUGGGCUGUGCUCGGCUACAUCGGCCUGCUGGCUGUGUUUUGCUUUGUGUUAGCUGUUCUAGCUCGGAAACUACCUGAUAAUUUCAAUGAAGCCAAGAUGAUAACCUUCAGCAUGUUGAUAUUCUGUGCCGUCGGGAUCACCUUCAUCCCAGCUUAUGUCAGCUCUCCUGGAAAAUUUACUGUGGCUGUGGAGAUAUUUGCAAUUCUGGCCUCCAGCUUUGGACUGAUACUGUGUAUAUUUGCUCCAAAGUGUUACAUUAUCUUGUUUCAGCCGGAGAAAAACACUAAGAAAUUUCUCAUGAACAAAAACUAAUCCCACAUAA